AUGUCCUGUGUCCAUGCUUCUCAGUCGUCCACCGGUCAUCCGCAUACAGAUUGCAAUGCGUUCAUCAACCAUAAUUCUGGCUGUGGUAUCACCGAGUGGAGCAGAGCCUCGUACGGACCUUUCUUUGACGUGCAAGGAGGUGGUGUUUUUGCAAUGAAGUGGGAUGAGAACGAUAUCUCCGUCUGGUCGUUUUAUCGCGCUGCUGUUCCGCGAGAUAUCGUCGAUGGUACCCCAAAUCCCUCUGAAUGGGGUAUUCCCUCCGCCAGACUACAUUCUUCACAGUGUGACAUCGGGAAAUAUUUUGCCAAUCACUCCAUCAUAUUUGAUAUCACCUUCUGGGACUGGGCUGGCAAUUCGUAUGCUACAUCGGGAUGUCCGGGUACCUGCGAAGAAAGGUUGAUGGAUCCCAAGAAUUUCGAGAACGCGUCCUGGAGCAUUAAUUCGCUGAAGGUUUACAGGAAGCAACUUGUCGCUGGCGACAUUUCACCAGUCUCUGCCGCUGCGCCAUCUGCCGUACUCAACCUUUCUGGAGGAGUAGCGCUACUUGCCACCUUUUUGGGCGCCCUUGCUUUAUGA
This is a messenger RNA of Cyclocybe aegerita, 576 nucleotides long. Lineage: Eukaryota; Fungi; Basidiomycota; Agaricomycetes; Agaricales; Hemipholiotaceae. The record is from the annotation of a GenBank genome assembly.